GCUUGUACACUGGCUCCAGCAACCCCCAUCACCCAAUCAGUGCCCCAGCAGAGCUCCUGUCCCCCUCGGCACCCUCCGGCCCAGAACUGUCCCAACGCCACAGACUGGACCGGGACAUGGGCAGCCCGCACCUGUCCCCCCUCACCCCUAUGGAGGGCGCUAGAGAUGGGGUGUCAGGUCCGCUCCUGUCUCCAGGGAUGAAGAGCAACGGGACGCCCCCCUCUCCUCUCGACAAACAGCACGUGCACUCGCACCACAAGCCCUACAGCCACUACGCGCUGCAGCCAGCCAAUGACGAGUACCAGGCCAGUUUCCAGAGCUGCUUCCAUUUUGGAGACUCCUACAGGAUGGAUCAGGCAGUCGGUGGUGUCCACAUCCCUGGAGAUUCCCACAGCUACAGUUCCCAUCAGCACAAUGGCUUCCACAUGUCAACGGGCAACACAGGCAUAGGCUUUAAUAUGAGCCAGGAGCUCCAUGGAGGAGGAGGAUGCCAGUUCUCCUCGGGCCCAGAUGAGAGCAUCUUCUUCCAGGUGGGCAGCUUCGACCGCAGCCUGAACCACAUGCCCUCUGUCUACACAGAGACAUGAGGCACUGGGGCAGAGGACUCUAUACUCACAAUGUAGCAUUAACUCAAGUACUCAAUAUG
Molecule: messenger RNA, 646 nt
Organism: Boleophthalmus pectinirostris (great blue-spotted mudskipper)
Lineage: Eukaryota; Metazoa; Chordata; Actinopteri; Gobiiformes; Gobiidae
Gene: glis1b
Product: zinc finger protein GLIS1
Exons: 4
Source: RefSeq, a predicted model, not a curated record